UUGACUUUGUCCCUUUUUGAGUUAAUGUGUAAUGAGAUAGGGGAAGAAAACAUGAGAGCCCAGAAUGACCCAGGUGCUGAUCAAUGAGCAUACCCUACCCCCAAUAAAACAAAUUCAGGAAACACUUCUGCCCUCUCCCUCCCAACUGGAGGACUCUGGCAGGAAAAGAGGUGAAAAAGAGGCUUCUGCCAGGAUAAAGGUUGAAGGUGACUGGUCAUUUGAUCACAUUAUCGGUUCUAGGCAGUAGUUAGCCAAUAUUGAGUUAGGAGGGGCUAUAGCACUAUAGCAUCCCUCUGGCCAAGGCCCUGGCCCUUGUCCCAGCCCUGAUUGCGAGGGGGAAAGAAGUACAUUCCCCAGGCCCAAAGCAUUUGGGUGAAAGCAGCCAAAUAGAUAUCAGAAGCAUUUGUAUCUUUCACCCUUUUGACCUCAGAGCUUACUUUUUGUGUACAUGGAACAUUCUGAAAGGUGUGAGUGAAGGAAUAGAGCUAAUGAGGGAGGUAGUGACCAGAGACCAAGAAUGUUACUCCAUCUUCAAUUAUUCCCCUGUGAGCUCUUAGUGCUUGACGGUCACCCCCUUGGCUUACCCCUGGGCCUGGGAUGGAGCCCAUUUGGGGGCUGGAGUCCAUAUGGCCAACUCUGCCUAGGUACGCAGGGAAGAAAGAGUUAACUACAGAGGGCAGCUGUUUCAGGGAAUAGUUCUGCUAGAACCUACCCCACUGCCCCAAACUCUGCCGCCCAUCCCCAUUCCACCAAGAGGGCAAGAGGGGGAACGUUGAGAAAGGUAGACCGCCAGAGGGAAGUGUGGGUCUCUGUCCUAAGAAGAGCGGUGCUUAUGAGUAGCCCACCUGUGGAGGGCUGUGAGCAGGAUUCCCCACGAGUUCUACGGGAAGGAGGGAGCGACAUAAAUGAACCAAGGUUUGAAAGAAGUAUUCAGAGUCGUUCCCUCUGUCACCCUUCACAAAAGCCAAGUCUUCAGGCUGCGGUUUCACUUUUCUCAGGGGUGUGGAAAGAGCUUCAAGGGCCCAAGCUACAAGAUACUCCCUCUAGUGUCUUGCAAGCUCACAGGUUUUUCCCGACCUUGGAGAGGAUUCGCUUGGCGAUCUAAGGCCUUCUACUUAAGUCUAAGGAGCCGCCAACUAAGAUCCGCCCAGCUCUGCAGCGCCGGGGCCGAAGCUCUCUGGCCGUCAGGCCUGCCACUCCUUUGCUUCCACCUCUCCCAUUGGCCCCUGGGAGAUCGAGGAGGCUUUUUUUCAUGGAUUGGGCGGGGCCUAAUUAGGGGAGGGUUGGGUCUUUGAUGUCUUUCUUUGCCCUAUUCCAAGAUGGCGCUCAUGACCACGCUGGUAAUACAGCGUGAAGCCGUAAUUCUGCCAUCACCCAAGAUGGCUGCCCCCAUCAAGAUGACCGGGGUGUGCCGGAGGGAAAGGGGCAGCAUGAUGGUCUGACAUGGUCUAGCGUCGGACCAUGUGGAAGUUUCUAGGACUGGGGAGCUGGAUGAUGGGGGGUGGGGCCCGUGGAGGGUAGAGGGAGCAAUAGUUCUUUCCCAGGCUAACCUCUGCCCCUGCCGGUCCUCUGGACUAAAAUGGGGAAUACACUGGGCCUGGCACCGAUGGGGACUUUGCUCCGCCGGAGCCCCCGCCGAGAGGAACCUUUGCCCAACCCUGGGAGCUUCGAUGAGCUGCAUCGGCUAUGCAAAGAUGUAUUCCCUGCACAGAUGGAGGGAGUGAAGCUCGUUGUCAACAAGGUUCUGAGCAGCCAUUUCCAGGUUGCUCACACGGUACACAUGAGUGCCCUGGGCUUGCCAGGCUAUCACCUCCAUGCGGCCUAUGCAGGGGACUGGCAGCUUAGCCCCACUGAGGUGUUCCCCACUGUGGUAGGGGAUAUGGACAGCAGUGGCAGCCUCAACGCCCAGGUCCUGCUUCUCUUGGCAGAGCGGCUCCGAGCUAAGGCUGUCUUCCAGACGCAGCAGGCCAAGUUCCUGACAUGGCAGUUUGAUGGAGAGUAUCGAGGAGAUGACUACACAGCCACUCUGACCCUAGGAAAUCCUGACCUGAUUGGGGAAUCAGUGAUCAUGGUCGCUCACUUCCUACAGAGUCUCACUCAUCGGCUGGUGCUGGGAGGAGAGCUAGUUUAUCACCGGCGGCCAGGCGAAGAGGGGGCCAUCUUGACACUGGCUGGGAAGUACUCGGCUGUACACUGGGUAGCUACAUUGAAUGUGGGAUCAGGCGGGGCCCAUGCAAGUUAUUACCACAGGGCAAAUGAACAGGUUCAGGUUGGAGUGGAGUUUGAGGCAAACACAAGGCUACAGGACACAACCUUCUCCUUUGGUUACCACCUGACUCUGCCCCAGGCCAACAUGGUGUUUAGAGGCUUGGUGGAUAGUAACUGGUGUGUAGGUGCUGUGCUGGAGAAGAAGAUGCCCCCCCUGCCUGUCACUCUAGCCCUUGGAGCCUUCCUCAAUCACUGGCGCAACAGAUUCCACUGUGGCUUCAGCAUCACUGUGGGCUGAGGUCCCCACAGCAGCUGGAACCUCUGAGUCGGGUGCCCAAGGGCCAGAGACCAGGCCCCUCUCCAGAGCCCACCUUGCUGGGUUACCUCUAGGUCCUAGGAACAGAGUGGGGGACAGGACCAUGCCCUCCUCAGAACUGGAGCUGCCACAGGGGCAGCUGAUGAGGCAGUGGCUUGAGGCUCCAACCACUACCACAAGCCCCACUAUCAUCUUCCCCAUGCUCUUGUGGCUCUGGACUAAGGGAAGAGGAUUAAGGGGUAUGUCUGGCUGACUUUCUCCCCUGACCCACUUCUUUCUUCAUUUCCCUUUGGUUAAUCCUGCAUGGGAUUAGCUUACUACCCUGUUUUCCAUCCCAGAGCCUCCCAAGGCUGGAAAAGUAGGGCUGAAGGGCCAAAUCUCUGGCCUCAGAAAGCGGGGCCCACCCAUUCCCAGAAGGAGCUUCAUUACCUCUUAGCCCUGAGGCUUCCUCCUUCCCCAUCUUCUGUGCUUCCAGAGAACAACUUUAUUCCCACAGUCACCCCCCCCCACCCCCAUGACCGCAUGAAGAGGCAGUUAUUGCUUUAGACUUUCAUUGCAACCACUGGGCUCCCUUUCUCCUGAGCCCAAUCUCUGGUCACAGCAUUUUUCUCUUUCCAGUCCAGUGUGCCCCAGGUGAGCUGGGGAAGGGGGUGAGCCUGGGACUCAGCUGCAGAUCUCCUGGAGCAGGGGCAUCAUGGCAGGCAAUCCCUGGAUGCGCUGGAUUUGGUACCCAUAUCCGUCGUUAAUGCUCCGAAGCUCAACUAACAGGCCUACCAGCUUCGCAUACAGAAACCUUUGGAGGAAGUAGUGUGGUCACCAGAAAAAUAGGAGGGAAAAAAGGCAGCUGGGAGUCUUGUCUUGAGGCCCUGAUCCCCACAACUGUCCCUAAGUCAAACUGGGUCUGAACAUUAGAGAAAAUCAUCCUCUGGUAUGACAAAUUUAUCAAAGAUCCCAAAGGUCCCCUAGGAGGCCCUCUGUCUGACACUAUCAUCUUUGAUCAUGCCCGUUUUUCCUGAACCCAGAGCUCUGAGGGCCAAGUGUGAAGAAAGCCCCAGACUUAGCUAGAAUUUCAACUGUAUGGAAUCUGAGGGUCUGGCUAGAGCAGAUUCUAGAAGGUGGGUGUGUUCUAUGGUAUAAAGUGUCCCCUUUCUGGCCAAACUGCCUCAUGGAGGAAGUGGUGCAUACCUCAAAGCCUGGAAAGAUCAUGGACUAUUGAACCAGGAACUGGCUUUGGCCAUGAAACUAUGAAUGACCACAACUUCAAAGGAAAUGAAAAAUUGAAGGAAUUGGUCCAAUGGAGAGGAGAGGAAGGGCCAGGGGGAAAGAAUGAACAAGACUCUUCAAAAUCUGCUUUAGUCUGGAGAGGUUGGACUAGUGAGGUGAUGGAUGUCAUCAAUCUCAGGAAUGCUAUUAUACACAGCCUGUGAGCUACUACUUUGCAUCUCUACUGAAUAAAAAAAUCUGGAAAAAGUGAGAUGAAA
Lemur catta (Ring-tailed lemur) is the source of this 4005-nucleotide messenger RNA. RefSeq names its product translocase of outer mitochondrial membrane 40 like (gene TOMM40L). The record is from RefSeq and is a predicted model, not a curated record. Gene Ontology annotation, cellular component: mitochondrial outer membrane translocase complex; mitochondrial outer membrane. Gene Ontology annotation, biological process: protein import into mitochondrial matrix. Bases 1580 to 2506 code for a protein of 308 amino acids. The transcript is spliced from 10 exons. NCBI's taxonomy places the organism in Eukaryota, Metazoa, Chordata, Mammalia, Primates, Lemuridae. Gene Ontology annotation, molecular function: transmembrane protein transporter activity.